Messenger RNA from Cimex lectularius (bed bug), 2268 nucleotides. RefSeq lists its product as uncharacterized. The coding region runs from base 325 to 2025 and encodes 566 amino acids. Lineage: Eukaryota; Metazoa; Arthropoda; Insecta; Hemiptera; Cimicidae. The record is from RefSeq and is a predicted model, not a curated record. The transcript has 2 exons.
AAACGUCUGAGAUGGCUGUAUCGGUACACAUCAAAACUAUGUCUAUUGGCUGCUAGACGUCAAUUACGUCAAGAGCGCGCAAUCGACGACAGUUUUCCACCCGUGAAGUCCCAACUUCGUUCUGUACUGCUCUCCUCAUCCUUUCAUGCCAUGAAUCCGACCAGAAAAGACGACCACCCGUUUAUUUUUGGAUGGAUGAUUGCAAAAAUCUUGUUGCACAAUGAAAAAGGCAGGGUCAAGCCGACCCCACCCGCGCCCCUCGUCUGACUAUAUAACAUUCAAAACACAGACUGCACCCAUACAUUCUGCCGUCUCUCAUACAGAAUGUUGCAGUUUUGGAUGUUUCUGCUGAGCAUUGGAACGGCUUUGGCCGGUGUUCCAUAUCAUACGUCUUACAGUGCCGGAGUCGGUUACAACUCCGUUGAAGCGGCUGUGCCUCCGCCCUUUCUACCACAACUCGGUUAUGCUUACAGUAAUGUUUAUAGCAUGCCCAGAGCUGUAGUCGCUAAUGCUCCUCAUGUUGUGGUCGCACCGCCAGUCGAAACAUACACGGCUGCAUUCGUUCCAGCUGUAGAACAUCAUCCUGCCGAGGCAAGCGUAAACGUUAUCGAUAUUCAUCAUCCUAAGGUAUCGACAAGGAAAUUCGAAAUCAGAAGACCCGCGAUCGAAAAGCAAUUUUAUGACAUAGAAGAACGAAUAGUGGUUCGACCAGCUGGGAAAGCUGUCGUCGAACUCGAACAACCCGUUUCGAAACAUCAACGCGGCCCUGCGGUUGUCAGUUCGAUCUCUGCCGUCAACACAGUUUUUCACCCUUUGACUGUUACACCUGGACUCCAUACACCUGUCCACGAAGCAGGCGUCGUUCACACUCCUGUAGUUUCUCCUACUCCGUCGCCACCGAACGUGUUCUUACCGGAGCAACCACAGCAUGGGACUUUUCCAUCACCGCAAGAAAACUUUCCUCAGCAGCCUGAAAAUGAUCAAUCAUCGCAGUUCGACGACUCCGAUUCGGUCACCAUCGAAAACGCAGAGAUCGCCAACGUUAGGAGUCAAUUGCAACAGCCAAGCCCACAGCCAUCUAAUGUUCAACAGUUUCAAUCUGGCUUUGGGAGAACUGGACCGAACCAUCCGGCCAAUGCUCAACAGUUUCAGUCUGGCUUUGUGAGAACUGUAACGAACCAGCCAUCCAAUGCUCAACAGUUUCAAUCUGGCUUUGUGAGAACUGUAACGAACCAGCCAUCCAAUGCUCAACAGUUUCAAUCUGGCUUUGUGAGAACUGUAACGAACCAGCCAUCCAAUGCUCAACAGUUUCAAUCUGGCUUUGUAAUAACUGGAGCGAACCAGCCAAGUCCACAAUUUCAAUUCGACCUGAUUUCCCAGCACCAACACGCGAAUGGUCAGUUGGAACGGCGACCAUCCGUCGAACUCUUCCGAAAUCAGCAGGACUUGGAAAAAAGACUUCCUUCUGGUCAAAAGCAAGAAGUGCAAACUCGAUUACUGGCACAGAACGACCAGCAGUUCGAUCAAGUAAAUCAACAACUUUACCAGUACAAUCAAUAUCCGAGGACAAACAUUCAACCUCUACGAGCUCUAGAACUAAGCAGUGUUCAAGAAAAUCUUCGUUCCGAAGAUGUGUUGCGACAAACCUCAGGUCCUGAUUUCAAGUCCAGAACAGCCCAAGUUUCAAACCAAGAACGCUUGAUUGACCUUCUCACCGCCCGUGGUGGUGUCACCGAGGUAAGAGGAUAUGGCGAGGGUGCCUCAGGAGGAAGUCCAGUGAGAGCCCGCGUCCUCUCAGUGACCGCGAGCCCUCGCAACGCCGAACUCCAAGACGAAAAAGUAAGCACAAGAAGAGUCGUCGUCAACAGGCCGAUUACCACAGUCGAAGAAGUAGAUGUCAUCGAACCUUUUACAAAAGUCGAGCGUGUCGCUGUUAACCAGCCUGCUCUGAUCAAAACGUCUGCAGUCAAUGUGCCUACAGUCCCUGUUCAGCACUAUGCCUACACAGUUAGUCCCUUAAUUUAGUGUCAAAGUGCAUGAAUCGUUUUCUUAAAAAUCUCAAUUGAAUGUAUUAAAACUAUUUUUUAGUACAAAUUUCAUAAGUGCAUUUCAUGGCAACUGGCUGUAGAAAUGUUCCAAUCAUUAUUUAAUUGCAUAGUGAUAUAGAUUAAAAUAUUUCUAAAAAUUAAUGCAAUAGCUAUAAUAAAUACUGUACAAUAAAUUCCCAUUUGUUACCUUUUAUAUAAAAUAAAUUAUUUUUUCGCUUGA